Molecule: messenger RNA, 1593 nt
Organism: Otolemur garnettii (small-eared galago)
Lineage: Eukaryota; Metazoa; Chordata; Mammalia; Primates; Galagidae
Gene: ACAA2
Product: acetyl-CoA acyltransferase 2
Exons: 10
Coding region: 66-1259 (397 amino acids)
Biological process (GO): fatty acid beta-oxidation
Molecular function (GO): acetyl-CoA C-acetyltransferase activity
Source: RefSeq, a predicted model, not a curated record
GGCCUCCCAGGGAACACCGCGAACCGCCACGGGAAUCCUUCGCUGCUGAGCACCGAGUCGCCGCCAUGGCCUUGCUCCGAGGUGUGUUUAUUGUGGCUGCUAAGCGAACGCCCUUUGGAGCUUACGGAGGUCUUCUGAAAGAUUUCACAGCUACUGACCUGGCUGAAUUUGCUGCCAAAGCUGCCUUGUCUGCUGGCAAAGUCUCACCUGAAACUGUUGACAGCGUCAUUGUAGGCAAUGUCGCGCAGACUUCUUCAGAUGCUAUCUACUUGGCAAGGCAUGUUGGUUUACGAGUAGGCGUCCCGAAAGAGACCCCGGCUCUCACUGUUAAUAGGCUCUGUGGCUCUGGUUUCCAGUCCAUUGUGAAUGGAUGUCAGGAUAUUUGUGUUAAAGACGCUGAAGUCGUCUUGUGUGGAGGGACCGAAAACAUGAGCCAGGCUCCCUACUGUGUCAGAAACACGCGUUUUGGAACCAAACUUGGAUCAGAUCUCAAGCUGGAAGAUUCUUUGUGGGUGGCAUUAACAGAUCAGCACGUCAAGCUUCCCAUGGCAAUUACUGCAGAGAAUCUUGCUGCAAAACAUAAAAUAAGCAGAGAAGAGUGUGACAAAUACGCCCUGCAGUCACAGCAGAGGUGGAAAGCUGCUAAUGACGCCGGCUACUUUAAUGAGGAAAUGGUGCCCAUUGAAGUGAAGACAAAGAAAGGAAACCAGACAGUGCAAGUGGAUGAGCACGCACGGCCCCAGACCACACUGGAACAGCUGCAAAAACUCCCUCCAGUGUUCAAGAAAGACGGAACCGUCACUGCAGGAAAUGCGUCGGGAAUAUCUGAUGGUGCUGGAGCUGUUGUCCUAGCUAGUGAAGAUGCUGUUAAAAAACAUAACUUCACUCCCCUGGCAAGAAUUGUGGGCUACUUUGUGUCUGGAUGUGAUCCCUCUAUCAUGGGUAUUGGUCCUGUCCCUGCUAUCAGUGGGGCACUGAAGAAAACCGGGCUGAGUCUCAAGGACAUGGACUUGGUAGAGGUGAAUGAAGCUUUUGCUCCCCAGUACUUGGCUGUUGAGAAGAGUUUGGGUCUUGACCCAAGUAAAACCAACGUGAAUGGAGGAGCCAUUGCUUUGGGUCACCCACUGGGAGGAUCUGGAACAAGAAUCACUGCACACCUGGUUCAUGAAUUGAGGCGCCGAGGUGGGAAAUACGCUGUUGGAUCAGCUUGCAUUGGAGGUGGCCAAGGGAUUGCGGUCAUCAUCCAGAGCACAGCCUGAGGAGACCUAGUGAGCCUGCUGCGACCCACCCUUGCUUUCCUUGGCCAGGCACAGUAGAACAGGUGACCUUCAGAGCACCUGCCACAACUGGCCAUGCCCUGCCACUGCCACCUUGAUCAACUUUGACUGGGUAGGACAAAAGUGCAUUUAUCAUGAAUAAGAGCCCAUGUCAGACAGCAGCAGAUUCUUGAAUGUGCACUAAAUACGGUGUAUGUCGGAACUAAAAUUCAGCAAUAGAGGCCGUAAAAGAAAUUGUAUCCUUGCCAAGUAACUACGACUUUAUUAAGCCUUAAUUUGAUUGUAAGGAAAUGGAAUAAUUAUUGCCUUAACUUCA